AUGUCUGGUAUUAAAAGCACCUGUGACGAUGAUCAGCAGGGAUGGUAUACUGUUGUUGACGACCCCCAAAACACCCCCUUCCCCCCUGCCACCGAGCCUGACAAGGAAUUUGAUUUCUACAUUGGCUUUGCUAGGGCCAUUGGACAUGUUGAUUCCAAUACACUUGAUGUUGCCGUGAAUACUCGUGGUAGGAUUUUGUUCUACUUGAACGAUGGAGAUCAAGUCUGGAUAAAGAUGGAGUUGAGCUCCGGAAGCGGACUCAACUUCGGAAGCAGAGACUGGAAGCUUCUUACACUUUAA
Messenger RNA from Penicillium cinerascens, 300 nucleotides. RefSeq lists its product as uncharacterized. The transcript is spliced from 4 exons. The coding region runs from base 1 to 300 and encodes 99 amino acids. Lineage: Eukaryota; Fungi; Ascomycota; Eurotiomycetes; Eurotiales; Aspergillaceae. The record is from RefSeq and is a predicted model, not a curated record.